GUGACGCGUCGCUGCCAUUCUGCUCCUUUUGUAUUUCUAUGUUAUUUGAGCUCCGCAGUUAAGAUGGCGGCGUUGAGCAGCACUGAGGGCCUGGCUCUCCUAAACGGGGACAUGGACACGGAUGCACUAAGGGUUACAUCGGGUACAGAGGCUGAGACAGGCGCAGCAGCUUACCCUUGCAGCGACACAGAAGCUGACAUCCCCGAGGAGGUGUGGAACAUCAAGCAGAUGAUCAAGUUGACACAGGAGCAUCUAGAAGCACUACUAGAAAAGUUUGGCGGAGAACAUAACCCUCCUUCAAUAUACUUGGAGGCUUAUGAAGAAUACACCAGCAAACUGGAUGCCCUGCAGCAGAGGGAACAGCAGUUAUUAGAAUCUAUGGGAAAUGGAACAGAGAUUUCCCUUCUCCCCUUUUUAACGGACACAAACUUGUCUGAAAGCAGUAUAGCUUCCAGUCUCACAGUUGCUCCUUCAUCGUUAAUGGUUUCCCAAAACCCUGUUGAUGUCUCACGGACUAAUCCCAAAUCCCCACAGAAGCCCAUUGUUCGAGUCUUCCUUCCCAAUAAACAGAGGACAGUGGUUCCUGCCAGGUCAGGGGUGACAGUACGAGACAGUUUAAAGAAAGCACUUAUGAUGAGAGGUCUGAUUCCAGAAUGCUGCGCUGUGUACAGAAUACAAGAUGGAGAAAAGAAACCAAUCGGGUGGGAUACAGAUAUUACCUGGUUGACAGGAGAGGAACUACAUGUGGAAGUGUUGGAGAAUGUUCCAUUGACAACACACAAUUUUGUGCGGAAGACUUUCUUUACACUGGCAUUUUGUGAUUUCUGCCGAAAGUUGCUAUUUCAGGGGUUCCGUUGCCAAACAUGUGGCUACAAAUUCCACCAACGUUGUAGCACAGAAGUACCACUAAUGUGUGUAAAUUAUGACCAGUUAGAUUUAUUAUUUGCCUCCAAAUUUUUUGAACAUCACCCAAUAACACCGGAGGAAACAUCAUCAGGAGGAACCACGCCACUGACUAGUACUAGUUUAUACCCUCCUCUACCCCCAUCUGAUUCCUGCAGCUCUCUACACACGCCAACAUUAUCACCUUCAAAAUCUAUCCCAAUUCCACAGCCAUGCAGACCAGCAGAUGAAGAUCAUCGGAACCAGUUUGGUCAACGAGAUCGCUCCUCAUCAGCACCCAAUGUCCAUAUAAAUACCAUAGAGCCUGUAAAUAUCGAUGAUUUAAUUCGAGAUCAAGGGCUACCGAGAGAAGGGGCCCCCCAGUCUCAACCAGCCUACAGUCUCAGGAAGUAUCGUUCCCGGACCCCUAGUCCCCUGUAUCAGUCUUACCCCAAUGACAUUGUGUUUGAUUUUGAACCUGGCCAAGUCUUCCGAGGAUCAACAACGGGGCUUUCGGCAACACCACCUGCUUCUCUACCAGGAUCCCUAUCAAAUGUGAAAGCAUUACAGAAAUCACCUGGGCCACAGAGAGAGAGAAAACCAUCCUCAUCUUCAUCAGAAGACAAAAAUAAAAUGAAAACAUUAGGUCGGAGAGACUCCAGUGAUGACUGGGAGAUUCCUGAGGGGCAAAUCACGUUGGGACAGAGGAUAGGAUCAGGAUCCUUUGGAACAGUCUUCAAGGGAAAAUGGCAUGGUGAUGUUGCAGUGAAGAUGUUGAAUGUAACGGCACCGACACCUCAACAGCUGCAAGCAUUUAAAAAUGAAGUUGGUGUCCUUAGGAAAACAAGGCAUGUAAAUAUUCUGCUAUUCAUGGGUUAUACAACAAAGCCUCAGCUGGCGAUAGUCACGCAGUGGUGUGAGGGGUCUAGUUUAUAUCAUCACUUACAUAUAAUUGAGACCAAAUUUGAGAUGAUUAAACUCAUCGACAUUGCACGGCAAACAGCACAGGGAAUGGACUACCUACAUGCGAAGUCUAUAAUUCACAGAGACCUCAAGAGUAAUAACAUUUUCCUUCAUGAAGAUCUAACGGUAAAAAUAGGUGAUUUUGGUUUAGCAACAGUGAAAUCCAGGUGGAGUGGAUCCCAUCAGUUUGAACAGUUGUCUGGCUCUAUUUUAUGGAUGGCUCCUGAAGUAAUACGAAUGCAAGAUAAUAAUCCAUACAGCUUUCAGUCUGAUGUGUAUGCCUUUGGGAUUGUCUUGUAUGAACUGAUGACAGGGCAGUUGCCGUACUCAAAUAUUAACAAUCGAGAUCAGAUCAUAUUCAUGGUUGGCCGAGGCUAUUUGUCUCCUGAUCUCAGCAAAGUACGUAGUAACUGUCCUAAAGCAAUGAAGAGACUAAUGGCAGACUGCUUAAAGAAGAAAAGAGAGGAGAGGCCCCUUUUUCCUCAGAUACUAGCCUCAGUAGAGCUGCUUGCCAGGUCAUUGCCAAAAAUUCAUCGUAGCGCAUCAGAGCCUUCUCUCAAUCGGGCUGGCUUCCAGACAGAAGAUUUCAGUCUAUACACAUGUGCAUCACCGAAAACGCCAAUUCAGGCUGGGGGAUAUGGAGAGUUUGCAGCCUUCAAGUAGCGUCAUCAUCAUUACAACAUUUCUGUCAUUCAGGUGUGUUUCUACGAUCUACAAGGGCAUAAAAACUGUAUUUUGUUCCUCAGAACGUAGAAACCAGAACAUUGGCGCUACCUGGGAGCAGAAUGAACUACUUGUUAACAAGGAAGAGCUUGUUAGGACCCUGUGUUUUCUGCUACCAGCAUUUUACAUGACAGAAAUACUCAUAUAUAGAAGCUGCUGCCUACUUUUCCCAUCAUUCCAGAAAGGAGAAGGCAUGCACUUUGACCUUUGGCACUGAGGCAUGAUGAGAAACUGAUGCAGCUUUGAGAUUUAUUUGUCAGGAGGACAAGCUAAUCAUCUUUCUUCUUUGGUGAAGAGCGGUUAUUUAUUUUAUGCUGGGGUUCUUCUAACAGCAAAGAGAGCAAUCUUUUUUAUUCAUCUUUGGGUGCUUAUUAACUUAUGGAAAACAGUGCAGUAUCCCCUUUAAAACCUCAUGAAGCUACCAUUUCCUGUCCACCACAUAGUUUACAGUGAGUAAAAAAUGUAUAUAUGCAGUCAGCUGAAAAAAUAUCUUAGUUUUAGAUUUUUUUUUCCAAAAAGGGGAUACUGCAUUACUAAAAGGCAGGACCUUUUAUGUUUCUUUUUACUGUUUCAGGUUCUGAUUGCUAUCCCUUCCUAUUCAAGAACUGUACUCCAUUUACUUUUUCAUAUGGUAUGCAGGGUGCACAGCUGUGUUUUUAAGAAGUAUCGGGACCGUCAAAAAGAAACUUCAUAAUCUCUGCAGCUGUAGGAUUUUAUGUUCUUCAGCUCACAGCUUCUUUCCGCUACACUUUAAUUUGGACCACGACAAUAUUAUGUGCACUUUAUAUUAUUUAUUUUUACUGAGGUAUUGUUUGAAUGGAAUUUCUUUGGAGGCAA
Protopterus annectens (West African lungfish) is the source of this 3405-nucleotide messenger RNA. It is a transcript of the gene BRAF, whose product is annotated as B-Raf proto-oncogene, serine/threonine kinase. Gene Ontology annotation, molecular function: ATP binding; protein kinase activity. The record is from RefSeq and is a predicted model, not a curated record. Gene Ontology annotation, biological process: signal transduction; protein phosphorylation. The transcript has 20 exons. Lineage: Eukaryota; Metazoa; Chordata; Ceratodontiformes; Protopteridae. Bases 64 to 2508 code for a protein of 814 amino acids. Gene Ontology annotation, cellular component: cytosol; mitochondrion; plasma membrane.